Molecule: messenger RNA, 465 nt
Organism: Apaloderma vittatum (bar-tailed trogon)
Lineage: Eukaryota; Metazoa; Chordata; Aves; Trogoniformes; Trogonidae
Gene: CCDC43
Product: coiled-coil domain containing 43
Exons: 4
Source: RefSeq, a predicted model, not a curated record
GAAGAAGAUCUCUUGAACGAUGUGUGCGGGGAAGUAGUCGCCAGGUGGUCUGAAGCUCAGAUCGUUGCCACCAAAGAGGAAAAAGAAGACGAGAUCCAAGCCAUCGCCAGCAUGAUGGAGAAGCAGGCCAAGAUGGUGGUGAAGCCGAAGGAGGUCUCCCAGGAGGAGAAGCAGAGGAAAGCCGCUCUCCUGGCCCAGUACGCCAACGUGACGGACGAGGAGGACGAGGACGACCGUGACGGAUCGCUCCCUUUGCCCGCCCUUAACGCGCCGGCAGCGCUGUUCCGAAACACCAACGUGGAGGACGUCCUGAACGCCAGGAAGCUGGAACGGGAGCUGCUGCGCGACGAGUUCCAGAAGAAAAAAGAGCAAGAUAAACUCCAGCGAGAGAAGGAAAAGCUGGCCAGACAGGAGCGGAAGGAGAAGGAGAAGAAAAGGACACAGAAAGGCGAGCGGAAGCGAUAG